AUGGGAGGCUGCGUCAGUACUGCAUUGAAAGUGGGUGCGGAAACGGUGGCUGAAGGUCACAUCGAUUUAAUAAGUUUUGCUAUUAAUUAUUUUAAGAACGCCGUUCCCUAUAUUGUGAAAUAUCUUGGGAGACAACAGCGGCCAAAAGAAGUUGAUAUGGAGGCAACACUUACGGAAGCUAAGGAAUCUAAAGGUUUUCAGCCGUGGAAGAUUUCAUGUCAGCCAAAGGGAGCUGUCCGUGGCCUCUUUAUUGGAGUAAACUAUGGCAACACAGAGGCACAGCUCUCUGGUUGUUGCAACGACAUUAUGAUGAUGAUCGGAGCACUUCAGAAGAGGAACUUUCCCCUAACUGAGGUAGUCAUCCUUGCUGAUAAAGAAGACGUUCCAGGUCGUACCGGUGAGCCGACGCGGGCCAAUAUUUUGCGGUAUUUGGCUUGGCUCGCCCAAGAUGCGCAACCUAAUGACGUUCUAUUCUUUCACUACUCGGGUCACGGUACGCGUGCUAACGCAAGAGACGACGAUUGUGAAGAGUACGACCAAUGUAUUGUUCCGAUGGAUUACGUGGAAAAUGGCUGUAUUGUCGAUAACGAAAUCCAUGAGAUAUUGGUUUCGCAAUUGCCGAAGGGGGUACGACUCACAGCUGUGUUCGACUGCUCGCACUCCGGUUCUAUGCUUGACUUGCCGUACGCGUAUGUCUGUGACAGCUCUAAGGACGGAAGUGGUUCAUGUGGCAUGAAGCGGGUUCGUGAAGAUAACGAUGUUCAGGCGGAUGUUCUAAUGAUAUCUGCCUGUGCUGAUGAUGAAGCAGCGUUGGGCGUUGACAAUACCCAAGAUUUUUAUGAAAGUGGGAAAGAUUCCGGUGGUGCUGCCACCUUCUGUCUCACUGCGAUGAUGAUGAGAGAGGAGCCGCUCACAUUUUUGGAUCUACUUGUGCAUACCCGUGAGAUGCUGAAGUCUAGGGGGUUCACACAAGUUCCACACCUGAGUGCAUCCAAACCCAUCAAUCUGAUGCAGCGUUUUUCACUGGAGGGACUCUUUCCGCAGGAACGGACGCUCCUGUAG
Trypanosoma brucei brucei TREU927 is the source of this 1062-nucleotide messenger RNA. RefSeq names its product metacaspase MCA4. The transcript has a single exon. Gene Ontology annotation, biological process: proteolysis. NCBI's taxonomy places the organism in Eukaryota, Euglenozoa, Kinetoplastea, Trypanosomatida, Trypanosomatidae. The record is from RefSeq and is a predicted model, not a curated record. Bases 1 to 1062 code for a protein of 353 amino acids. Gene Ontology annotation, molecular function: cysteine-type endopeptidase activity.